GUAAUCCAGCUGACAAGAAGAGUUACUUUUAGGAAAAGAGAUAUUUCUUAGAUUUUCUCCUGUAGUUCUUGUAUUUCUCACUAUUUUAAUGCGAUUUUUAUCAACAUGUGCACUAGUAAUAUAUACUCAACCUAAAAGGAAACGAUGGAGAUAAUAGAUCGUCCUCAAAAGUGCUUCUUGAAAUGUGAGCUGUAUAUAUUCCUAUUGGUAUUCUGUAACUUGCAUUUAAUUGCUGCUGAUACCAUAGAGUGUCACUUUCUUCAGACUCAAGAGAUUGAACUUAGUCCAGGUGACACAGGACAGAUCAUCUCCCCCAACUACCCCAGUGAACACUUGGCAUAUAGAAGUCAUUGUACUCUUGAACUGAUCACAAAUGAAUGGUCAGAUUUGGAGUUCUCUUUCACUGAUUUUAAUAUUACUAAUUGCCAACAUCGGUUCGUUCAGCCACGUAUUGAUAAAAGUGCAGCAUUUUGUGAUUCAUAUGAUAUAUGCAGUUAUUUAAUCAUUGGCAAGGCCAGUAGUGGCCCAGAAAUCCCAGGACCAAAUAAUUCCAAUACUAUGCUCUCUGGUGAUCUCACUGGGACGACGUAUCUUUCCAAUUUAAAAACCACUGCCUUCCAGUUUUGCUUCAGUAGCAAUAAUGAUAAUAACAGACGGAGGAAAUGGAGCAUCGGUUACAAAGUUAAAAGUCGAAUGAUCCCAGUGUCAGUGUCAUUGGGCGAAGCAGGAUCUAAGACGAUCACAUCAGAAAAUUUCCCAAAUCCUUAUCCACGUAGUUCACAGAGGAAGAGGUUCUGGAAGAUUGACUUUGUGGGUGAAACAUUGACCCCAGGGAGAGGAUUUUAUGUGAUUGUUGUGCGCUUUUCUGAUGCAGAUCUUCACGAAGGAGAUAAUAUAAGGAUAUAUCACAACAGUCAGAUCCCCAAGGAAAAUCCAAAAUAUGUUUUUAGUUCGCCAAAUUAUAUAAGCGGGAUCUCAGGCUCUAAAACAUAUUAUUCUUAUGAACUUUUGGAGCCCCACAUUGUACUGGAGUUUGCAGUUAAAGAUGAAAGAGAAUCAUAUCACACACCGCAUUUUGAGGACUAUACAUUCUAUGGCUGGAAAGUCAAGAUCACUUUUUUGGGAGUCCAAUAUUCUACUUCGAGGAAGAUAGAAGUUCCCACCACAAUAAGGAGCAGAUCUUUAUGUGGUGAUAACUAUGCUGUGGCAGUAAAGGGAGGCGGAACACUGUCGAUUAAGAAUAAAAAUCCAGCACACGGAAUUUCAAAACUUGAGUGCAUAUGGGUGAUUCGCCCAAGCCCAAUCAAAGCCUACCUGCAUCUCAGUACUACUUUUCCACCAAUGCGACUAGAAACCCUUCUUGCAAUAAAACGUCGUAAGCUAGAUAUCAGGAAUGGUCUUACAUCAGAAUCUCCAGUUGCAGCUCUGAGUCACGGGGCUAAUAAAUAUGAUUCAAGGAUAGGAUUUUAUGUGCGCUUAUAUAUAGAAUUUGAACUUAUGGUGUACACCAAAGACGAGACAGUGUUUUCCUUAACAUAUGUCUCCUAUACUCAAACUUCUAAUCCAUUGAACUGCAGAAUUCAGAUAGAUGGCACUCAUGGCAAACUGUGCAGGAGGUCAGAAAUGUGUAUACACAGGGACUUCUUCUGUGAUGGAGCAAACCACUGCCCAAGAGGAGAUGAUGAAUCAGAUACUGAUUGUCAGGAAUGUAGGAACUUGGGUUAUCGGUCACAUGGAUGUCCAGAAGAUGGGAUAUGCGUUGCAAAUGGUCUCAGAUGCCCUGGAGGUGUAACCUGUGGGGGAAGCAGGAAGGCAAAGUAUUGUGAUGAUGAAAAGACAGAAUGCUACACUGUGGCAGAGAGAUGUGAUAAUAAAAGAGAUUGCUAUAAUGGAAAAGAUGAAAAAGAUUGCACUUGUAAAGCCCUCAAUAAGAAAUCUUGUUACGUUAAUGAUUACUAUGAUGUUGACUGUUACUUCAGUCAUCAGAAGUGUGAUGGCUCAAAGGAUUGCGCUAAUGGGAUGGAUGAGAGUAAUUGUGGCUCCGCUGAAGAGCUGUUUGAUGGUGGAACGAGCGUGCUGUGGAUCAUCGUUGGAGCUGUUAUUUUGGUUUUUAUAGUCUGCUUUCUCAUUUGCUGUCAUUGUUGCAAACAACGCCAAACUACCAAUAACCGCAACCGUGGUAUUGUUGCAACAGCUGGACCCCAUGCAAUAGAUUUAGAUUCCAGUGUUCGACUGACAACAUUCUCAGGGAAUGCUGGGAUAGGUCCUUUAACUGAAGAAUCAACUCCGCCAGUACCCGAGCCACCACCCACAUACACAGAGGUGGUGGCUACAGACAGAUAUAGAAUUCCAGGCCAGUCAAGGCCUGUCAAUAGGGACAGUAUGUUGCCGAGUUAUGAAGAUGUGUCCCAUAUACCCAGUGGCAGUAUGGGUAAUAUACAUUCUAUACGAUCGCCACCUAUAGGUGGAAAUGUAAACUUAUUAAGGGGCCCAAAUAGAGCCAGAUCUGAAGAGCACCUAUCUACAGCAAAUCAUCAAGGGCAAAGUGCAAUGAGACUUAAUCAGCAAAAUUCCAGACAAUCCAAUGCUUAUGUUACCACGGAGACUGAUACUAGUCCUAGGCAACAAGAGCCUAGCAACAGGAGGGAAAAUAUUGGGGAAAAUCCCCAUGAGACAACACCAUUGAGAAGUGAUGUAGAUCAUGUAUGACAUUGAACCUAAAAGCAUGAUGCAUCUGUCAAAAAGGUUAUAAAUUAAGUCUGUCAUUCUCCAACAUUGGACAACAAACUUAAGUCACAUGGCAAUGCCUUAUGUGUUAUAUCCCAGAAUAUCUGGCGUAUGCUGUGAAUACAUUUUUAAACUAUAGGAACAGCCUUGGAAGCAAUUUCAUGAUAUAUAAUCCAAGUUCAUUUUAUCGGAAGAUCCUACAUUUGAAAGAUGAAUAGGUGUGUUGAGCAUCAAAAUGUUAUAACAUAUGAUAAGGACCUCCACUAGGAUGAUCAAGAGGAAUCAUACUUGAAAUGGCUGUGAUCGCUAUGAUUAGGCAAUCGCAUGAAGGAGCUAUUCUGAGCUUUAUAUUUUGACUAAAUGUGAGGUGUUUUCAUUUUGGAUCGUAUCUACUUAUUUAUUUUUAUAUGAUAUCCACUGAGUAAUUUAUUACUUGUUAAGACAAGUCAUUUAAAACUGGGGAAAACAGGAGAAGAGAAUCAGGUUUAUCAUGGCGUUGCCAUGGAAAUGCUUUAAGUUACUCCCAGAAUGCAAUGCCAAUGUGCACCUGGUGCGCCAGUACUUCAGAUAAUGCUGUAAAUUAUUUAUCUACAAAAUUGUUGUAAGUUGCAUUGCAUAAAAUGCAGUAUUCUUAAUUUUUCAUUUGGGCAGUGCAAAUCUAAAAUGUUUUAAGCUCUGGGCACAUAUUUGCUGAAUUAGUGGUAGUAUGUUUGCCACCCCACCACAUGUAUAUAGCAGUCAUCACAUCUUAAACCUGCACAUCGUUCUAAAACACAAUCUUGGGUUAUUCAAGGGCAAACUGUAAGAUUUUGAGCUUUAAUGAAAUUUAAGUAUAUACAAUGGUGAACAAAUGGGACAAAUCUUGUGUACAAAUACUCACGAUAAAUGUGUAAUUAUGAGGAUUGUUCUUUGAAUUGCUUCGAUUGUCGCC
Molecule: messenger RNA, 3658 nt
Organism: Owenia fusiformis
Lineage: Eukaryota; Metazoa; Annelida; Polychaeta; Sabellida; Oweniidae
Source: the annotation of a GenBank genome assembly